Molecule: messenger RNA, 786 nt
Organism: Pochonia chlamydosporia 170
Lineage: Eukaryota; Fungi; Ascomycota; Sordariomycetes; Hypocreales; Clavicipitaceae
Exons: 3
Coding region: 1-786 (261 amino acids)
Source: RefSeq, a predicted model, not a curated record
AUGCUUACAUACCCAGCUAGGCAGGUAUUGUACGGAGUACGUGCUUGCGAAGAGUAUGUACGCGUGCAAUGCAGGAACAGAUGGUGGGGUACUGGUCUUGAAUGCCCAUCACAGACAUGUUGGAAGAAAAAAGGACGUCAACGAGAGCGAGCCGACACAAGGCGCCUGGCUUCUCAUGUCUCAACUGAACCGAGCUGGUUGACGACCGUUAGUUUCCGUCUGGUCCUGACAAAGCAUGCAAGUUUGAAUGACAGAGACACGACUGCCCAUGUCUCUCAAGCCUUUCUGCCGUUAGGAAACGUGGAGUACGAGUUGCAGACAAGACCAGACCACACAUGGACCAGACCUGACCAGAUGCUCCAGACAAACUGGGAGCCACGAGCCCAAAGAACAGGGGUGGUCUCCUUUCCCUUGGGAAAACCAAACUCUCUCUUGACGGUUGUGUCGAUCCCCUGUCUCACAACCCUCCCCGCCCUCCCAGGUUUGAAGACAUGCACAGCCGUUCCUCGCCAAAGCAUGUAUUGCACGACCCGCAAGCGGACAAGGCCGUUGGUCAUGUGUUUAGCCAUCCUUCGACCAGGGGGGCCGUUUAGCCUUGUCAACUCCAAGGUAUCAACCGUCCCUCUCCGCAGGCGGAAGACAUCCGCGUAUGCACGUCGCGCAUUUGCAUCUGAGCCGCAAGAUGAACCCGACAAACUGGGAAACGGGUCAUUGCUCUGUCAGAACAAUCCCCAGGACAUGUCCUACCGACGGGGGCAGCUUCAGCUUCAGAAAAAGGCUGUAUAG